Messenger RNA from Arvicanthis niloticus (Nile rat), 1446 nucleotides. NCBI's taxonomy places the organism in Eukaryota, Metazoa, Chordata, Mammalia, Rodentia, Muridae. The record is from RefSeq and is a predicted model, not a curated record.
AUGACCAGUAAACCUAUCCCGUGGGCAGACUUUCUCCUGCUAGAACUUUUAGCAAGUCUAACACUGACUUGUAAGGUCCAUGAGGCUACCAAAGACUUCCAACUGCUCAUAAUAGUAAGACUGAAGCACUCACCAAUCCUGCUCUUCUCCAUCUACACAGAUUCCCUGCCCAGGCCCUGGCUUUCUGCUGAUCCAGUGCACUGGAUCACACCUGGCUUGAGCACAUUCCUGCUGUGCCAGGCAAGAGUGCAGGGCGUAGUCUUCCUGCUGAGGAGGGAAGGAGAUGAAGGUUUCCUGGAGGUAGCUGAAACAGAUGGCUUUCUGAAGGGAGCUGGACCCAUCCACCAGCCGGGCAACUACAGCUGCAGCUAUCAAACUCACAGAGAAUGUGCCCCCUCUAAGCCUAGUGGUAUUGUGACCAUCGAGGAGUACGCCACACCACCACCACCCAUGCUGACUUCUUCAGAAAGUUCCACAGUGGAGCCACCCCACAUGACCCUUCUCUGUGUGGCUCCUCUGGAUGACGUUGAAUUUCAACUGAGGCAGGGAAGGCGUGAGAUGAAGGUUCCUAUGGUCAGCACCAGCCCUGAGGAAGUCAACUUCUAUCUGAAAUUGUCAGACAUGGGUGACCAGAGCCCUUUCACCUGCCGUUACCGUCUAAGCAGAAUGACAGCUUGGUCCGAAGACAGUGAGCCCUUGGAGCUAAUGUGGAGUGAUGAAAAAUUGCCAGCACCACUGCUCACUGCAGAGCCGUCGAAAAAGAGCUAUGAGGCCGGUUCAACAGUGCAGUUUCGAUGUACCGCACCCAGGGCUGGUCUACGCUUUGGGCUGUAUAUCGAAGACUUGGAUGAGCGCAGCCUACUCCAGAUACUGGAGUCUUCUGGUAAUGAAACUGUCUUCCAACUGAAAAAUCUCUCAACCAUGGACUCUGCCAGCUACAGCUGCAUCUACACUGAACUGGCACCGCCCUACUCAGGAUCGGCUCCCAGCCAUCUUGUGCCCCUGUUGGUGAAUGGUAAGCUGAGCAUAGCCACGUGGAUAGAAGCGGGGCAAGGAAUGGGACUCUGGUAUGUUUCCCAAAUACUAAACUGCCAGGUGUCAGGGCCACCCCCACCACCAACGCUCCAGGCUUUGUGGACAGGAAUAGUGCCGGCUGGUUAUGAUGUUGUUCUACGCUGUCACAGUGAUGUGCCCGGGGUCACCAUAGAGCUGCUGCAUGAUGGCAAACUUGUGCCCUACAGGAUGCUCCGAGUAACGAGCACCCACAGCGACCUGGGGCUGAAUUUUGUGGGUCCCCAACAUACAGGAAACUAUACCUGCCGUUAUACUUCCUGGUGGCCUGAGCCCAUUCACUCAGAGCCUAGCAACCCCGUGGAGCUCCUAGUGGAAGCUCCCAAGCACUUCUUCCCCUUCCAACAGGUGUGGACAUCCAGCUUGAAGCGAUGA